Molecule: messenger RNA, 526 nt
Organism: Contarinia nasturtii (swede midge)
Lineage: Eukaryota; Metazoa; Arthropoda; Insecta; Diptera; Cecidomyiidae
Exons: 2
Coding region: 9-314 (101 amino acids)
Source: RefSeq, a predicted model, not a curated record
UGAACCAAAUGCUGAAGCGGAGAAUGUUGAAUGUUGCUGAACAAUUGGCCGAAAUGCAUAUUAUCGAUGACAACGCGAUUGAUGUUGAAAUGGCGAAUGCUGCCGAAGAAGAACAAAAUCAAGAGGAAAGAGUAUUGAAAACCGUUUGCCAUCGCGACAUAGCGGCUGCUAGAUGUAUUUCAUACAAAGGUCGCUUUGAAUUAUUCAUGGGUUACACUCCAGAUAUAUUCAGACGGAAUGCGGGAAUCGAAAUACACUUCGACGUAUUCAAUACAUACGCGGUUGAGGCCGAGCCAAAUGCAGCAGCUUCUUAGUUUUAGUUUUGAUUUUUGAUUUUAAUACUAAUAAUUAUAAUAUCGCUAGGCCUGAUUUUGUGGUCUUGCCCAAGUACCUUAAAUGUGGUUGAACUAAAUCUGUUUAACCACUUGGUAGAAUGGCUGAAAAAAAAUUAAUAGGUCGAAAAUAAAUAGAAUUUAUAAAUGGGCACAUGAUAAAUGUAUUAACUGAUGUCAGAAUUUGUGUUUUG